Messenger RNA from Danio aesculapii, 2841 nucleotides. RefSeq lists its product as uncharacterized. The record is from RefSeq and is a predicted model, not a curated record. The coding region runs from base 343 to 1134 and encodes 263 amino acids. NCBI's taxonomy places the organism in Eukaryota, Metazoa, Chordata, Actinopteri, Cypriniformes, Danionidae. The transcript has a single exon.
UCACCGCAAAACACAUCUGUUCUCUAUAUGUCCUUUCACGUGUCCUUCUGCAUAUCAAUCUCAUCUCAGCUCUGCUUUUGCUCAUCGCUAUAAAACCCACCGGUCACUCAGGCGCUCAGGACGCGUCUCUGCUUGAAUAACCUCCACUCGCCGCUGUCAUGCUGGAAACACACUGCUGCUGUGGAUUUGCAAAAUUGGAGGAAUGAUGAAUGAAUAAACACAGCGUGGAUACUCGACAAACCCUGUGCAUUAAACCGUCUGCAGUUUUCUUCAAUCAGCCGUCAAUAACAAGCGUUCAAGACGGAGAGCGCAGAGGAGCACAGAGGGAGAAUCCGCGCCAACAUGAAGGAACGGGACUUUAUGCCAAACAUGGAAAGGGGCAAACCGGCGACAUACACAGGAGACAAAAAAGCUAAAAUGGCUGCUAAAACCAAUAAAAAGUGGGUGAGACUGGCUACUGUAUUCGCAUAUGUCUUGUCGGUGUCGUUGGCUGCUAUAAUACUGGCUAUUUAUUACAGUUUGAUAUGGAAACCAACGUCUGCUUCAGUGUCUGGACGGUCCGAUGUUUUAAUGACGACUACAGUUUUGGCUAUAAGCACAAGUAACAUCUCAGUAAGUGACGUGUCUACUACUAACAAGGUGAAUAAUAUAUCACUGGUUAGCCCGAAAUCAACACAAACAACAUACGACCUGUCUACUUCUCAAAUGCAUUGGGGUGAUAAAAAAGGUCAUGAAGGCCUUCUUGAUAACCCCACAACAAAAAUGAAGAACACUGACCAAGCAGAGACAUCUGCCUCAACGCACAUUCACAGUAAAUCAGGACUUUUCAGUACAGCUAAAGUUAGCCAUGUGUCAAAAACUAGCGUUCUAGUAGCAGGAGAGUCAAGUGAACCUUCUUUGGCACAUGGUGCCACAUCAUUUUCCAAACAAACCGUCUAUGGCAGUUCUGAACAUGAUGCCAGGAAGAAUUGGGGUUUAGCCUCUCCCACAACUGAUCAGGCAUCCUGGACAAGCUACAGUGCAGAACCUGAUGUCUCCUCUUUGACAGAACGUGGUCUGGAAUUAAUGGAGGGCUCGUCUCCGUUGCAGGAGGAGUUGGUUACCAAGGACACAGAGAAUCCAAUUGGUGUGUGACACCAGAUUAUUUGUGUGGCACGUAAUUAUAUGACAUUAGAGGCGAUGACUGGGCAGAGAAGAAAAAAACAGCAACAGCGAAUGUGAUUCUUCAUGCAGUUUCUAUUUGUUUUGUUUCUUUUUCAAGGACAGAAACUGAGUUGACCCUGCCUGUUAUGGAAAGCUCUUAUACAUUAUAGAGUGCAAUAGUUUGGGUUCCAGAAGUAAAUAUCCCAUUAUUUUCUGAGUAGUAGGAUUUAUUUUGAAUGUGUAAACCUUUCAUUGAAAAAGAUAGAUCUACUGUGAGCUAAAAGGUUGUGUGUAUUUUAUUGCAGCAUUAUUGCAUUAUUGUUAACCGAUUCUUUAGGCUGUGUACACACUGUGGCUUAAUUCCUUUGUCAGUUCAGCUUUUAGUGCUGAAUUGUCUUCUGUACAUACAGUUCAGAUAUUUACAAGAGUAACAACUGCAUUCUACAAUCAAAUUAACUCCAGAAAACUGCAGGUAAAGUAUAUCACUACACUUCGUUUACAAACAUUCUGUGUAGUCCACCAGAACACAGUGUAAAAAGUCACAUCUCAACACACCAGGAAACAAGGUAUUAUCUUGUCUCAUUAAUGUUGCCAGACAUUGCUUAAAAAUGUAUAAAAUAUGAACAAGGAUACACUAAACUUCAACCUAAACUGUUUAUCAUGGAAAUAAGCCACAUAUACAAAAUAUCAGAAUCUGCACCUGCCUACUUUUUUAAUCAGCACAUGAAGCUCUUUAGUGCUCAAUUCAAUCGUGGAUAUCAUAGUUUCCCUAUAUAAUCUCAAAUGACUUAAACAUUGAAUAUAUUUAUAUAAAUAUAUUUAUUUUUAUUUUAAAUCAAAGUACAUGAAGUCAUGAUUCUUUUCAAAGCUGUUUGGAUUGGUUUCUUUAAUUUAAAUGUUCCUUUUAAAUAAUUGGGAAAAUACUUCUGGAACCAAGGCCAGAAAAAAUUGGAUUAGCAGUAUAGGACUCUAUUUGAUUACAAGUAAUCUCAGCCACUUUCUGUAUAUAAAUUCUAUUUAUAUCCGGUAGCUUACAUUUAGGCAAAAUUUGCUAGUUAGUUUGUAUUUUCCAAUUUAAUUAGAUCCAAAAGAAGCUAAAGCAUUCUAUGUUGUGAAUUGCUGCAGACACUAAACAGUGGUCUGGGGCAGAUCAUAGGGAGAGCAGUGACAGAGAUUACUUCCUAGCUCGACAUUCACUAUUAAUUUUACAAACAGAGAAUAUAUUGACAUAAGUUAGCCAACAUAGGAAAUAUAAAGUCUUGAAAAACUGCUUGGCCAAUCGCAUUUGAGGACAAAUACUGACUGCUGUAUAACCCAAUUGAAAAAAGUGACAGCAUUUUGGUUCUUGGAGAAACAGGAAAACGAGCCAUUGUUAUUGCCAAUGUUGGAUAGCCUUCCUUCAGUAGCGUUUAUUUCAUUGUGUAGUAAUUGUGUCCAAGUUAAACACUGUUUUAAAGCAAGUUUGGUAAUAGAGAUGCUGAUGCUCAGGAAUGGAAUACAAAGGAGGAAAAAUACACUGUGCAAAAUUUCCCAUGUUGACAUUUUAAUCAUUAAGUGUCUUUUAUAAAUCAGUGUGGGCUGAGCAAGAUGUAUAAUUAGCUCAAUAUAAUGUACGAAUAAACAAGUAUUUUCCAAUCAGUGCACUGAGUUAUUAAACUAGCACCAUAUUUUGAUUAGAACUUUUUAACGGUUAGUUAG